AUGGCAGCUACCAACCCCCCAGCCAUUGUUCAUAUUCAUGCCCCAACCCAUCUACCCAUCAAACUAACGUCUUCGACCUUCCCUAUCGGGAAGAAACAGGUUGAAUCCACUCUCAUCGGCCUGGACCUUCUGGGCUAUAUCACAGGAAUCACUAAAGCUCCGGGUCAGUAUUCUGACGAGGCUCGCACCGCACUCAAUCCCGCUUACACAACGUGGUUCAAGCAAGAUCAAAUAAUCCUUAGUGCCAUCCUCGGUAGUCUGUCAAACGUCCUGCAACCGAUCAUUUCCUCCGCUACCUCUGCCCAUGAUGCAUGGAUUUGUUUGUCCGUUAGUUGUGCCGCCGCAUCGCGGAGUCGAAUUGUUUCGCUUAAAGCGAAACCUGACAAGAAUCCUAGAGCAAACCGGACGAUUGAUGCCUAUAUGAGGGAUAUGACCUCAAUUUCCGAUGAUUUAGCUCUAGCCCAAAGCCCCGUUUCGGAGGAGGAUCUCGUUGUCCACAUAUUCACCCAUCUCGGUGAUGAAUACAACUCUAUAGUGGCGGCCCUUCGUAGGCGAUACACUGAUACUCAGUCUCAAGGGCCUGCCAGGCUUGGGAGAGGUGGCUCGGGCUUCUCCAACGGGCGUCAAUCACGGAAUUCCAGUAACCGGCAAGCCAGGUACUGUGAUUACUGUGAUUAUCCCGCCCAUGACACCAAGUACUGCCAGAAGUUAGCCAAGUUCCUGAUGGAGAAUGGUGUACCUGUGCUCGAGCUGCAAAACACUUCGCGCCCACCACCUUCAAUUCACGCUACCUCUACUGCCCACACGCCUACUCAGUCGUGGCUCAUGGACUCAGGGGUUUCCCACCACACUGUGAAUGACGCCUUGUCCCUUCACACGCUGAAUGACUACACAGGACCUGAUGAAGUCAUGUUUGGGUGA
This is a messenger RNA of Ipomoea nil (Japanese morning glory), 921 nucleotides long. RefSeq lists its product as uncharacterized. NCBI's taxonomy places the organism in Eukaryota, Viridiplantae, Streptophyta, Magnoliopsida, Solanales, Convolvulaceae. The transcript is spliced from 2 exons. The record is from RefSeq and is a predicted model, not a curated record. Bases 1 to 921 code for a protein of 306 amino acids.